Messenger RNA from Cimex lectularius (bed bug), 2319 nucleotides. RefSeq names its product pollen-specific leucine-rich repeat extensin-like protein 2. The record is from RefSeq and is a predicted model, not a curated record. Bases 58 to 1674 code for a protein of 538 amino acids. The transcript has 5 exons. NCBI's taxonomy places the organism in Eukaryota, Metazoa, Arthropoda, Insecta, Hemiptera, Cimicidae.
GGUCUUCUCUCGCCCGAUGCCGCUCCCUCCCAAUCCACGUCCGUGAAUCGUAUCAGGAUGAUGGUGAGGGAAAGGGGGAGGUGCGUGCGACAAUUGUCGCUCGAGGGGCCGGUGAGAGGACCUUUGCGAAGACAAGCUUCUGAAGAUCUUAGACCGGGUCCGUUGAAGAUCGCCUGGGCGGCUGAACCUCAGCUACAAAUCCAACAGCCGUCCAAUAACGUGGAAAUCGUGGCGAAGAAAUGCGGCCAACCAAAACCUGCCGUGGUGAAACCUCCGAGGAGCCCUUUUUUACCCGAUCAGAACACCGUGCUGUUCUCGAGGCAGCAGUUGACGGAAAGGCUGAGAUCAUCUUGGAAAAAGAAAAACGGGAGGCACAAUCUUAACAUUUUCCUAAACCAGAAUCAGAGUGUGGACAGCGACACGGAUCUGACCGAUCCUAGGCCGAGAACACCGGACAGUUCCGAUGACGAAUUGUCCGAUAAAGAACUUGCCGUUACUAGCAGGACCCCUGAGCCGACACUUCCUCCCCAGGCCGAAAGGGAAAAACUAUGCGCUUCUGAAAGGAGGAUGAAUUUCAGGAACGCGGGAAGGCAGAAGGUCGUCGAAUCCCUCUGUCCUACCCCAGAGCCGAGGGUUAAACCUCCUCUCCAGAGGAUGAUGUCUGCUCCGGUCCGAGCCCCGGUGAAAAAACUAGUCCGGGCUCCAAGCGUCGACAACCAGAGGGUUAAAUGUGCUCCGUCGAAAAAGAAGCUGAAACCCCCGCCGAGGAGAAAGCCGAAGGAGGAAAACGGUGAGGAGGAAAAGACCCAACGAAAAGGAGUACGCCGUGGGGUUGAGCGAGGCGAAGUGAUAACCAUGGUGUCACUAGUUAGCCCUGCGGAAAGUGAUUCUGACGAGCCGGUUUGUAUGCAUCUGCCACCAACACCGAACCCGACUCCUCCUCCACCUUCUCCGAAAGAAGAACCCAAACCGCCGCCUCCGCCUCCUCCGAUUAUUUGCCUUCGAAAGCCGUUAAAAGCAGUUACUUUCCGACCAGCGGGGCUGAUACAGACCAACGGGACUCAAUUUCAAACCAACUACACUUUGAAAAGAACUCCAGUCGUUAACCAGACCAACUCGCCGCCGCCACAGCGUUCCUGUCCGAACGGUGCAGGUUUCGUAAGGCCUCCUGUACAAAGGCAAGGGACCGUGCAGCCCCGAACGCCCGUUCCGCAGCAGGCCCAGACCAUUGCUCAAACCGCGCAGCAAUCGCCGAUUCUGCAACGGCAACCGACGCCGCCCGUGCUGCAAACGGCUCCGCAAGCGGCUCCGAGAGCGCAUCAUCCUCUUAUUCACCAAACGACGGUCAUUAGAAGAAAUUCACCGACAAUCGCCCCUCCAUUGAUACAGCCGGUGGUCAAAAUCGAACCCAAACAGACCAAUAAGAAUCCAGAGCCGAAAUCGGCGGAGGUGCCGCCAGAUAAGAAGGAAGGAAAAGGGGAAGAGAACGUCGAAGUGCAACCGGAGAAGAAGACAGUGCCGGAUUUCAAAAACCAAAAAGAAAAAGAAUGCUGGGACCUGUUCAAGAAAAUGUCAGACAGAGGUGUGCCCGUGUCGUUUGAAACCGUUCUAAGAGGUCUCUUGACGCCGACCGAGUACAGGAUGAGAAAAGCGGCCCUGCUUUCCGUUUGCUGACAGGAGAGUCUGGAGGCCGAAGACCCGCCUCCGGCCCCGGCCUCCGCUGACCUGGCCCCCAACUGAAAAGCCCGAAGACUUGUUCCGCGUCCACCCCCCCCCCUUGGGAAAAAUCCUUCACAGCCAAGGAAAAUGAAAGGAAUCCGCCGAGGGCGUUUUAUCAUCGUGGUGGUCGCGGGUCGGCGGCGAUCCUAGGAAAUGGUGUGAUCCCUCCCUCCUGCACUCAGCAGUUUGGGUCAUUUCGACAUCACGCGAGAUACGCGUGCUCUACACAGUCACCUUCUUAUAAAAUUAUUGCAUCAUUAUUUCCAUUCCGGAAUCAGUAAACAAUCCAAAAGGGGCGUGUAAAUAACAAACACAAAAAAAUUGUUAAGGUACGAUAGGCCUUAAAGCAAAAAAAAAAGGUUUUUGAUUGAUUUAAAAAAAAUACAUAACUAACAUAACUAAUUAGCUGUAUAUUUAUUAGAAAGCUGAAUAGUUUCAAAAGUGUAGUAGUUCCAGGAGCAAGCCUCCCCCGAUUAGACAAUUAAACCUUACAAUAUUAAUAAUAACGAACAAAAUCGAUUGUUGUAUUUUUGGUACAUGUUUGUUAUAGUAUAUAUUGUUGUGUGUAGUAUAUGUCAAAAUAAAAACCUGUUGAUAUUA